GUCCGCCGCCAGUAUACUGUACAGCUCAGGCAAAACCAGUUGAUUACAGAAAAUCCUACCCUUUCGGUUUAGCACUUGUACUACAAAAGGGAUGAGCCAGGCAUCACGGGAUUGUGCUGCUCACACUGCAUCGAGACAGCUGCUUCUUUAAGACGGAGGCAGGGUGCACCGCUGUUUAACCAUGGUGUUUGAGUCUCUGGUCAGCGAUUUAUUAAACAGGUUUAUAGGCGACUAUGUGGAAAAUCUUGACAAGUCUCAGCUGAAGAUUGGCAUUUGGGGAGGUAAUGUGGUUCUUGAAAACCUUAAAGUUAAAGAAAAUGCCUUGAGCGAGCUAGAUGUUCCCUUCAAAGUUAAGGCCGGGCAGAUUGGGAAGCUGACGCUGAAGAUUCCCUGGAAGAACCUGUACAGCGAGGCUGUGGUCGCGACGCUCGAGGGCCUCUAUCUGCUCGUCGUCCCGGGGGCAACCGUUAAGUAUGAUGCAGCUAAGGAGGAAAAGUACACACAAGAGGCCAAACAGAAAGAAUUGCUUCGGAUUGAAGAGGCCCUGCUGGCUGCAGCACAGAAAGGCUCUCAGUCAGGAGACUUCUUAUUCAAUCUGGAGAGCUAUGUGUACAAGGAACCAAAGCAUGGACGUAAGCAUAAAAAGUAUAAAAAACACUUUAAGAAAUCUAAGCGACAUGAUCACAAGCAAGAUAAAUCCAAAGAUGAAAAGAAGGACACAUUUGCUGAAAAGCUAGCAACACAAAUCAUCAAAAACCUGCAGGUCAAAAUAACCAGCAUUCAUAUCCGAUAUGAAGAUGAUAUUUCUGAUCCAAACCGGCCUAUCUCUAUGGGUGUCACUCUUGGAGAGCUCAGCUUACAGACCUCGGAUGAGAAUUGGAAGCCGUGCAUACUAAAUGAAACAGUCAAGAUCAUCUAUAAGCUCGUCCGUUUGGAAAGCCUGUGUGCCUACUGGAAUGUUAACAGCCAGAUAUUCUACCGAGGAUCCUGGGACAAUAUAUUGUGGAAGCUUAAAGAUGGAAUCAAUACAAAAAAAGACGAGCUCAAAGACCAUCAAUACAUUUUCAGACCCAUUUUUGCUUCGGCAAGGCUUUGCAUUGACCCCCAUGCUGAAAUUGAACUCAAGUCCCCAAAGGUCUGUCUGGAUUUGGCUGUGCAGAAUAUUGCCAUUGAAAUGACCAGGCCACAGUAUCUUUCUAUGGUGGACUUACUUGAAUCUAUCGACUGUAUGGUAAAGAAUGCCCCAUACAGGAAAUACAGGCCAGAUGCACCUGUUCACAGGAACGUCAAAAAAUGGUGGGGUUACUGCAUCACCAGUGUGCUGGAGGUUCAAAUUAGGAGAUGCAACCAGAUGUGGUCGUGGCGUCACAUCAAAAGGCACAGGCAGACUCUGAAGGUUUACAAAGCAGUCUACAAAAUGAAGCUAACCCAGAGCAAGCUCAAAGAUGACAUAGAAAAGCAAAUUCAGGACCUGGAGAGAAUCCUUGAUGUUUUCAAUAUAACCUUGGCCCGUCAGCAGGCACAAAUGGAGCUGGUCAGGUCUGGCCAGAAGCUGGUGGGAAAGAAGCAGAGUGGAGAGAAGCAGAGUGGAGGAGGGUUCUUCAGUGGGUUUUUUGGAAGGAAAGAAUCAAAGAAAAAAGUACAGGAGGAUUCCACAGAACUGGAAAGUAUUGAUGAGUUAAUGACUGCGGAAGAAAAGGCCAAACUCUACACUGCUAUCGGAUACAGUGGCAGCUCCCAUAAUCUUUCCUUACCCAAGCAGUAUGUGGCUGUAGUGAUAAUGUUCAAGCUCUUCAGCACGUCGGUCACUGUCCGAGAAAAGCCAGGUGUGCCAGAGAUACUGAAGGUGCAGAUGAUUGAUUUGAGCACCAGCAUUUCCCAGAGGCCUGGGGCUCAGGCUGUCAAAAUGGAGGCUAAACUGGAACACUGGUACGUAACAGGGCUCAAGCAGCACGACGUCGUCCCCUCCCUCGUGGCCUCUGUAGGCGACUCCAAGUCCUCGCUGCUUAGCAUCCUGUUUGAGUUGAACCCAGAGGGCAGCACAGCUGACCAGAUGCUGACGGUCCAGUCCCAACCUGUGGAGAUCAUCUACGAUGCUAUGACAGUGAACAGCCUGGCAGAGUUUUUCAAAACUGACAAAGGAGUAGAUCUGGAGGUUCUGACUUCUGCAACAUUGAUGAAAUUAGAAGAGAUCAAAGAGAAGACUGCAACAGGUCUCUCGCAUAUCAUUGAAACCCGUAAGGUGCUUGAUCUCCGAAUCGAUUUAAAACCCUCAAAGCUGUUGGUGCCGAGUUCAGGCUUCUACAGUGAGAAAUCGGAUCUAAUUAUCCUGGAUUUUGGCAGCUUGCAGCUGAACAGUGUAGAUCAAGGAACCUACAAACAGACAUCUGGAAGUUUCUCCUCCCUGGAAGAAAUCAUGGACAGGGCCUAUGAAAGAUACAGCUUGGAGCUCAGAAGCGUCCAGGUUGUUUUUUGCAAGUCAGGCGAGGACUGGAAAGCUGCUCUGUCACAGAGCUCAUCGAAGCAGCACAUUCUCCAGCCUAUGGACAUCAAGGUCCAGCUGGCAAAAGCCAUGGUGGACAAAGAUGCCCGAAUGGCCAAGUUUAAGGUUUCUGGAGAACUUCCCCUGAUGCAUGUAAGGACAUCAGACCAGAAAAUCCAAGAUGUGAUUAACCUUGUAAACAGCAUUCCCCUACCACAGACAGCCUCUGUGCCAACCAUCCCAGCUAAAAAUGUGCCGGCUAUCCCGCUGAUGGAAGCCAUUCCUGGCGUCCGCUUCGAGAAAGGGUUAGAUGCCACAGCUCUUCUAGAUGUUGGGGCAACAGAUUCUGAUGAGGAUACCAGUGAGCGAUCCGCAGGAGAGGACAGUCAGAGAACCCCUGUAGAGGAGCUCACUGACCUACAGUUCAAGUUUGAAGUCAAAGAGGUUUUGGUUGAACUUACAAGGCACGGCAUGCAAGAAAGCACGGUGCUAGCCCUGAACGUCUCACAGCUGGGUGCUGAAGGAAGCCUUCGAGCUUUUGAUUUGACUGUUACCUCCUACUUGAGAAAAAUUAGCUUGGAUUACUGUGAAAUAAAAGAUGUCCAAAAUCAGCCCCUUCAUUUAAUUAGCUCUUCAGACAAACCUGGUUCUGACCUUUUGAAAGUUGAAUACAUCAAGGCUAACCCUUCCGGACCCAACUUUCAAACUGUGUUUGAUAGUACUGAGCAGUCACUAAAGGUGGCCUUGUCAUCUCUUGACUUCCUCCUGCAUACCAAAGCCCUGCUGUCCACGAUUAACUAUCUCACUGCCGCCAUUCCUCCGAGCCUCCCUGCUUCUGGAGAGACCGAGCCCAAAAAGCAUGCAGAGAAAGAGACGUCGGGCAAAAGAGUGUCAAAAGGAUCAAAGGACAAGGACAUCUAUAAUUUCAAGGUCUUUGCAGUGCUGGGCUCCUUCCACGUUGGGGUUUGUGAUGAUAGACGAAGUAUAGCUGACAUCAGAAUUCAAGGCAUAGAUGCAUCAAUGUUUGUCCAAGCAAAUGAGACCCAACUUUUUGCAAGACUUAGGGACAUUGUUGUGAUAGAUGUCGACCCGAAAACCAUUCACAAAAAGGCUGUCUCCAUUGUGGGAGAGGAAGUGUUCAGCUUCCAAAUGUGGCUGUAUCCAAAUGCCACAGAAGGCGAUGGGUAUGCUGACACCUCAAAGGCUGAUGGGAAGGUGACUCUGAAGCUGGGCUGCAUUCAGAUUUUCUAUCUGCACAAGUUCCUGAUGUCGCUCUUAGACCUUCUUAGCUAUCAGUACUCCUCGCCUCACCAGAAAUUCGUCGAUAAUUUCCAAACUGCGAAGGAGGCCUUGUCUGCGGCCACAGCCCAGGCUGCUGAAAAGGCAGCCUCCAGUGUGAGGGAUCUGGCCCAGAAGAGCUUCCGCCUCCUGAUGGACAUCAGGCUGAAGGCCCCAGUCAUCAUCAUACCUCAGUCCUCCACAUCCCAGAAUGCCUUGGAGGUUGACCUGGGUCUGAUCACCGUGCAGAACAAGUUCUGCCUUCAUCCUGUGGGGGGCUGCACCCUGCCAGCUGUCAUUGACCAAAUGGACGUCCAGCUCACACAGCUGAAGCUGUCCAGGACUGUCCUGAGAGGAGAUUCUUCUCAGCCAGAUAUAGAGAUUUUGCAGCCUGUCAACCUCCAGCUGGACGUGAUGCGCAAUCUGGCUGCUUCCUGGUACAGUGAGAUCCCAGGGGUGAAGAUCCAGGGUAGCCUGAAGGCUAUGAAUGUUGCUUUGGGCGAGGAUGAUUUCGCAGUUCUAAUGAAAAUCCUUGUUGAAAACCUUGGUGAAGGCAGUAAGGAGCUGAGCGCGUGUGACGUGAAAAAAACAGAAUUCGCAGCUAAAGGAAAAGACACCCAUGUGGCGGAGAGCUCUUUGGCAGCUGAGGUGGGGAGUGAGCCGGCCAGUGUCGGAGGAAGCAUCAGUGAAACCACUCUUAACGUGCUCUUCAACUUUGAAAUCAAGGAGGUACUGGUGAAACUUAAAAAGCGAAAAAACCAGAAGGAAUGUCCUUUCCUUGUGCUCCAAGUAUCCCAGGUUGGAAUUGAGACCAAAAUAAGAAACUAUGACAUGUGUGCUACAACCUACCUCAGGAAGAUCAGUAUGAAGUGCCUUGAGUUUACAGAUUCUAAUGGUGAACCUCUUCAUCUAAUCAGUUCAUAUGAUGAAUCCGGUACAGAACUUCUAAAAGUGCAGUACAUCAAGGCUGACAGGAACGGGCCAAGCUUUGAAACCAUUCACAAGAAAACAGAGCAGAUGAUCGAUGUGACCUUCACAUCUCUUGACCUGAUGCUGCACACAGAAUCGCUGCUUUCCGCCAUUAAUUUCCUCUCCACUGCCUUGUCUGCACGAAACCUGACCUCCUCUGACAGAGAGCCCACAGUGACUCCUGGAACAGGGGAAGAAAUCAAAAUCUAUGAAGCCCAGACAACAUCUCUCAGUUUACAAUCUGAUGAUGAUGUGAUUGACCUCAAAGUUGACACCAGGCUUGGUGCCUUCAAUGUGCUUGUGUGCGAUGAAAAAUGUAGCAUCGCAGACAUUAAGAUUCGGGGUUUUGAUGGGUCUUUACUGAUGAAGUCGACACAAACACGCAUUUCUGCCCGGCUCAGAGAUUUUAUCGUCACUGACGCUGACUCAAAUACUGUUCAUAAAAAGGCUAUCUCUAUUGUGGGAGAUGAAGUGUUCAGCUUCACAAUGGGGCUGUAUCCCAAUGCUACCGAGGGAGCUGGGUACACAGACACCUCCAAGUUUGAUGGAAAUGUGAAUCUGAGAGUGGGCUGCAUUCAAAUGAUCUAUCUGCACAAAUUUGUGAUGUCGCUGCUGAAUUUUUCUAACAACUUCCAAACUGCAAAGGAGGCCUUGUCUGCGGCCACAGCCCAGGCUGCUGAAAAGGCAGCCUCCAGCGUGAGGGAUCUGGCCCAGAAGAGCUUCCGCCUCCUGAUGGACAUCAGGCUGAAGGCCCCAGUCAUCAUCAUACCUCAGUCCUCCACAUCCCAGAAUGCCUUGGAGGUUGACCUGGGUCUGAUCACCGUGCAGAACAAGUUCUGCCUUCUCUCUGCUGAGGGAUACCCGCUGCCAGCUGUCAUUGACCAUAUGGAUAUGCAGUUGACCCAAAUGAAACUGUCCAGAAUUUAUGUGCAGGAAGGCUCCGUUCAGCCGAGUACUGAGCUUCUGCAACCUGUCAACUUCCUGCUGUCAGUCAAGAGAAACCUCGCAGCUCCCUGGUUUGACAAAAUGCCAGCAGUUGAAAUUGAUGGAGAUCUAAAACCUAUGAAGGUUGCUCUGAGUCAGGAUGACCUCUCUGUGCUAUUAAAGAUUUUGCUGGAAAAUUUUGGAGAGGCAGCCAGUCUACAGGCUGAGACCCAGGUUUCUGCAGUUGCUGUGCAAAAGCAUGAGGCAGCACAGACUGGACCAGACAUUGUUGAUGGAGGCAUCGAGAAGCAGAAAGAUGUAUCUAAAAAGCAGGAUUCUAAAGAUCCAUUGGAAACUGUGAAGUUUAAUUUCAGCAUUGAAUCCCUGUCUUUAGCCCUGUACAAUGACAAUCCUGAAGAGAAAGUCCCAGUCUGCCAGCAUCAGGAAGGUCUGAGCCUUGGGGAAUUCACUUUGCAUCUAAUAAAGGCCUCAGGGAAAAUGCUCAGUACUGGUGAUUUAGAGGUCUCCACCUCUCUGACCUCCUGUACCCUCGAUGACAUGAGGGCAGGGGUAGAGCGUGUCACUUCAAGGAUGGUUGGCAGAAAGACAGAGGAUAGCGACGAUGUCAUGAUUGAAGUGACUUUUAAACAGAGCAACCUUGAGAGAUCGGUGGUGGCCGUGCUACAGAAGCUCUAUCUCUGCGCCAGCGUGGAGUUCCUCAUGGCAGUGGCUGAUUUUUUUAUCAAGGCCGUGCCCCAGAAUCCCCCUGCUUUGCCUGAGAAAUCCAACCAGCUGCAGCUGAAACAAGUCUCACUGCCCAAGACCAGCUCAGAGAAGGAGCCUUCUCUUCCCAGAAUGAGAAUCCAUGCUGUUGUCAUCGACCCGGAGGUGGUGUUUGUUGCUAAUCUCAUGAGGGCCGAUGCUCCGGCGCUUGUCGCCUCUUUCCAGUGUGACUUCACCCUGCUCUCUGAGGAGGACUCCCAGAUAAUGACGGCCAACGUGAAGGCCCUCAAAGUUCUCGCAUGUCCUUUCAUUCGAAACAAGGAAGACAAGGCGGUCACUACAGUAUUGCGACCAUGUUCAGUGUUCUUAGAAACAAAAAUGGAUCCAUCUGAGCCGCUCCAGGGGUCUGUCACUGUGGAGGAAGUGAUUAUUAAGAUCUCGCCCAUGAUUCUCAACACUGUCAUGACCAUCACGGCAGCCAUGACACUCAAACCCAAGGAAGAUACGCCCCAGGAGAAGACUGGAGAUGUCACCCAGCUCUGGGCUGUUCACAACAUUUACAGCUGCAAUUACUGGUUUCUAGGGGUGGACAGGGCCAGAGAGGCCACAGAAACCCUCAGUGAAAAGGACUACAGAGGCAAUGGGGAGACAUUUUCUGUCAAUGUCAAAGUGGUACAGGUGACCAUGGAGUCGGGCCUGGGUCACCGUACUGUGCCUCUGCUACUGGCAGAGAUGUCCCUCACAGGAAGUGCCAGGAACUGGUCAUCUCUGCUUUCCAUCGACGCAGACGUGACGCUGGAGGUAAAUUACUUCAAUGAAACCCAUGCUGUAUGGGAACCACUCAUUGAAAGAGUGGAAGAUGGUACACGUCGAUGGAACUUGACACUGAAGAUGAAGAACAAUCCCAUUCAGGAUAAAAGCCCUGUACCUGGGGAUGAUUUCAUUUCCCUCCCGGAACCACAGACUGCGAUCAGUAUCUGCUCAAAGGACACGCUGAAUGUAACCAUAUCCAAAUGCUGUCUCAAUGUAUUUACCAACCUAGCCAAGGCUUUCGCUGAAGGAACCACCUCCACGUUUGACUACUCCCUGAAAGAAAAGGCACCCUUCACCAUCCGAAACGCCUUAGGCAUCCCGCUGGUGGUACAGCACAGCUCGAACCUGCGAGUGCUGGGCCCCUCCACCCAGGGCAAGCUCCACGAGGUGGCGGUGGGGCAGAGCGUGGAGCUGGAGUACUCUGCCUCCGAGCCCCUUCACAGAGGAAAGCUGUCUGCCCUGCAGCGCCAGGAGAGCUGCCUCUUUAACCUGAGCAUGGUUCCCUCUGGCUACAGUGAAAUAGCAAAUGUUCCUGUGGACAAACCAGGGCGGCGACUCUUCAACGUGCGCGGCCCUAUGCUCCAGGAGGCUGUUUCAGUGCUGACACAGAUUGAUGCUGCCGACGGAAAUAAAGUUAUAACUGUUCGCUCACCUCUCCAGAUAAAGAACCACUUCUUCAUUCCAUUUUCCAUCUACAAGUAUUCACUGCAGAGCAAUUCAUUGGAGCUCGUCGGCGAAGCCGAGCCUGAGAAGGAAUGUCACGUGCCUUUGGAUUCAUACAGGUGCCAGCUGUUCCUCCAGCCUGCAGGGAGACUCAAGGGCCAGUACAAGGAGUCCACCACCUACAUUGCCUGGAAGGAAGAGGUGCACCGCAGCUCGGAGGUCUGCUCUGUGCUGCAGUGCCCGGCCAGCGACUGCAGCUUCCGACCCCUGGUGGUCAACACGGUGGCAGUGCCUGAUGAUCUGAGCUUCAUCAGCAGCCAUGGAGAGGAGGACUGGGACCCUGCCUACGUCAUCCACCUGCAUCCCUCCGUCACUAUUCGCAACCUGCUGCCCUAUUCCAUCCGCUUCCUGCUGGAGGGGACUGCAGAGACCCACGAGCUGCAGGAAGGCAACUCUGCCGAUGUGCUGAAUGCCAUGAUCAGAGGAGAGAUCAUGGAGCUGGUGCUGAUGAAGUAUCAGGGUCGCAACUGGAAUGGGCACGUGAAGAUCGAUCAGGGGAUGGCGGAGUUCUUCCCUGUGUGUUUCACUGCCGACUCCAUGGAGACCCUGACUCUGGACUUGAGCAUUCACAUGGCCCGUGUGAGUGGCCGCCUGGUCCUCUCCGUCUUCAGCCCCUACUGGAUCAUUAACAAGACAUCCAGAGUGCUCCAGUACCGUGCUGAGGAGAUCCAUGUCAAACACCCCUCUGACUUCAGGGAUGUCAUCCUUUUCUCUUUUAAAAAGAAGAACAUUUUCAGUAAGAACAAGAUUCAGCUCUGCAUUUCCACUAGUACAUGGUCCAGUGCCUUUUCCUUGGACACUGUAGGGAGUUAUGGAUGUGUUAAGUGUCCUGCAAGCAACAUGGAGUUUUUGAUUGGAGUGAGUAUCCAGAUGAGCAGUUUCAACCUGACUCGGAUAGUGACCAUGAGCCCCUUUUACACACUGGUCAACAAGUCAGCCUACGAACUGGAGGUGGGGGAAGUCCAGUUUGAUGACACUGUGAUGACGGGCAAGUGGCAUUACAUUGGAUCAACGGAGUGCCUUCCACUGUGGCCUGAAACUUCAACUGGCAAGCUGUGUGUCCGGAUUGUUGGCUCAAUUGCAUCGUCAAAGUCCUUCUUCUUCAAUAAGCAGGAUAAUGGCACACUGCUAAGGAUGGACGAAUGUGGAGGGCUCAUUGUGGAUGUGAAUAUCUCGGAACAUUCCACGGUCAUCAGUUUUGCUGACUACUAUGAAGGAGCGGCCCCAGCACUUGUUGUAAAUCACACUCCUUGGGUCACCAUCAAAUACAAACAAAGUGGUCUGUCUCAAGAGAGAGUGCUGAAACCAGGAGAGGUCCAGCACUUUGCCUGGGAUGAUCCAGCUGGUGUCAGGAAACUGAGCUGGAGCUGCCAGGAACAAACUGGAGAGCUGGACCUAGUGAAGGAUGAAUGUGGCCAGUUUGCCUAUGAUAGCCAGACUCAAAUUCACUGGGUGUCCUUCUUGGAUGGCCGUCAGAGAGUCCUGCUCUUCACUGAAGAUGUGGCUGUUGUCACUAAUGCACGUCAGGCAGAGGAAAUGGAGCAGUUUCAACAAGAGAUCAGCAUGUCACUUCAAAACCUAGGGCUGUCUCUCAUCAACAAUGACACCAGACAGGAAGUCUCCUAUAUUGGAAUUACCAGCUCUGGCGUAGUGUGGGAGAUGAAGCCAAAGAACCGAUGGAAAGCCUUCAAGCAAAAAAACAUUAACCUGUUAGAAAAAGCUUACCAGAAGCAUUUAUCUACAGGUAGUGAACCUGCAUGGAUUAAGAUAGACAAUUUAGAGGUGAACUUCAGCAGGGUGCCAAUGGUCAUGCGUCUUCCGUUUGCUUGCCACAUUAGACGGAACUUCCUGUCUGGAAUUCAGGUGGAGUUCAAGCAGUCGCCACACCAGAGGAGUCUUCGAGCUCAGCUGCACUGGCUCCAGGUGGACAACCAGCUCCCAGGCGCUAUAUUUCCAAUAGUAUUUCACCCUGUGUCUCCUCCCAAGUCAAUUGCCCUGGAUUCAGAACCUAAGCCCUUUAUUGAUGUCUGCAUCAUCACUAGGUUUAAUGAGCACAGCCAAGUAAUGCAAUUCAAGUACUUUAUGGCACUUGUGCAAGAAAUGGCAGUGAAGCUUGAUCAGGGAUUCCUGGGAGCAGUCGUAGCCCUUUUUACACCUGCCACAGACUCUCAGGCUGAUAAGCAAAAGACAAAGCUCAUCGAGAAGGAUCUUGAAGCCCUAAAAGCGGAGCUCAUGGAGACAUCAAUAACAGACACGUCAGGACUCAGCUUCUUUGAGCACUUCCACAUCUCUCCUAUUAAGCUGCACUUGAGUCUGUCCCUGGGCUCCAGUGGUGAGGAUUCUGACAAGCAGGACAUGGUUGCUAUUCAGUCCGUCAAUCUGUUACUGAAAAGUAUCGGGGCCACCCUGACAGAUGUUGAUGACAUCAUCUUUAAACUUGCCUUCUUUGAAGUGAAGUACCAGUUCUACAGAAAAGGGAAUUUAAUGUGGGCUGUGAUUAGGCAUUAUAGUGAACAAUUCCUGAAGCAGAUGUAUGUUCUGGUCCUGGGUCUGGAUGUUCUGGGGAACCCUUUCGGCCUCAUCAGGGGCCUCUCGGAGGGAGUGGAGGCCUUCUUCUAUGAGCCCUUCCAGGGUGCGGUUCAGGGACCAGAAGAAUUCGCAGAGGGGUUCGUAAUAGGAGUGCGGAGUCUUUUCAGCCACACUGUGGGAGGUGCAGCCGGGAUGGUUUCCCGAAUCACCGGAUCAGUUGGGAAAGGACUGGCGGCCAUCACCAUGGACAAAGAGUAUCAGCAGAAGCGCAGAGAGGAAAUGAACCGCCCGCCGAAGGACUUUGGAGAGAGCCUGGCCAAAGGAGGAAAAGGCUUCCUUAAGGGGGUUGUUGGUGGAGUGACGGGAAUCGUUACAAAACCUGUUGAAGGUGCGAAGAAGGAAGGCGCAGCUGGGUUCUUCAAGGGGAUUGGCAAAGGCCUGGUGGGAGUAGUAGCCCGGCCCACUGGUGGCAUCGUGGACAUGGCCAGCAGCACAUUCCAGGGAAUACAGAGGGUGGCAGAGGCAACUGAAGACGUCACUAAGUUGCGGCCCUCUCGCCUCAUUCGCGAAGAUGGAAUUAUUCGGCCUUACAACCUGGGGGACGCGCAAGGAUAUGACUUAUUCCAGAGAUCAGAGUUAAAACUGCCUGAUGGCGAGCUAUUCAGAGACCACUGUGUUUAUCCAGGAAGUAAGAAAACAAACAUCAUUGUGACCAACAGACGGGUGGUGUGUGUGAAGGAGAUGGACUUUGUGGGCCACUUCAGUAAAGAGUGGGAGUACCUGUUUGAAAAUUUCAGCCGCCCUCCUUGUGUAAAUGGAGGCGAACUGGAGAUCUACUGCAAGGAACAAAGAAUGAUGAAAAUCCAGAAGAAGGAUGGCCAGGAAAUAAUAAGAAAAGUGCAGCUCAAAAGCCCCAGUGUUGCCCAGAAACUUUGCAAUGCAAUCGAAGAUGCCCAGCUAUCCAGAAGGCAAACUCAGAUGGUAAAGCAGAAAUCCCAGAGAUUCCUGAAACUGAGCAGUCAGCAAUGAAUCGGGCUCUCCCCAGUACUGCCCCAUGCGGAUUUGCACUAAAUCAGUCCUGAUUGUUUGCACUUUUGUAUACCAACCUAAAUAAUCUUAAUUUCCACUUUAAUGCUCUGAACAAUGCUAAACUGACAUGGAUUGAUUGUAUGUUUCUUUUUUUUAUUUUACCUUUCCAUAACGCUGUCGUGUCUUUGUACGUUAGAAGUUUGCAAUACGUAAAUGGAUGUUUUUUUUAUAUUGCAGUUUAUAAUUCUAAAGCACAGAUGAGCCAUUCUUGUGAUUCUAGGCCUGUGCAUCUUUUGCUGUGCUGCUUUAGUAAAUCGGGGCUUUGCACAAGUAGUAAUAAGUAUGGAAAGAACAGUUCAACUAUGCUGGGAGUGCUGUUCGUGUAACUGGAGGAUGUACUACUUAGGAAUAAUACACACUCGUGCUUCUCCGGCAUCUCUCAAUUAAAUGUGUUCAAUAUGUGAAUCAUCAAUUGGAUAGGUAAAUGAGAGAUAAACUGUACCCCCACAAGUUUUGUAUUCCUUCAAUUUCUUUCCCUGUAACGGUGGACUAAUCUAACCACCAUUGCACCAAGGAAUUUAAUUUUAGAAGUCACUGGGUACACAUUGUUGUUUUAUUCUUCUGAAAAGAAGUGAUGUAAAACACCUUUGUACUGUAUGUGAUUAUACAUCAGGAGAGGAAGCCAGUCAUGAUUAAUGUAUUGGGCUUUCUGUGAUAAACAUGUUGUGUGCCUUAAUGACUUUCUGUUUACAUGAUAAAGGGUUUCUGGCAUGUAAUUGUUGUUACAAUGUUUUAGGUUAUCUGAAAGUUACUUUAAAGAUUUUGUUUUUAUGGGGGAAGUGAUGGCAUGGAAUACCAAUCAAGGAUGAUAAGAUCAACCAAAGAAAGGUUUAUUAAUUAAAGAACAAAUGUCUUUAAACUACA
This is a messenger RNA of Lepisosteus oculatus (spotted gar), 12394 nucleotides long. It is a transcript of the gene vps13c, whose product is annotated as vacuolar protein sorting 13 homolog C. The record is from RefSeq and is a predicted model, not a curated record. Gene Ontology annotation, biological process: protein targeting to vacuole; protein retention in Golgi apparatus; mitochondrion organization. Lineage: Eukaryota; Metazoa; Chordata; Actinopteri; Semionotiformes; Lepisosteidae. Gene Ontology annotation, cellular component: extrinsic component of membrane.